GAGGACGCCGCGAUCGGCGUCGUCUUCACCGGGCUGUUCGCGCUCGGACUGGUGCUGAUCUCGCGCACGCCCAGCGACACCGACCUGUCGCACAUCCUGUUCGGCAACCUGCUCGGCUCUCCACGGUGACGUGGUGCAGAUCGUGGUGCUCGGGCUGGUCACCGUGGCGGUGGUGCUGGCGCGGCACCGGGACUUCACGCUGGUCGCCUUCGACCGGGUGCACGCGCACGCGAUCGGGGUCGAUCCGCGCGGGUCGAGGCCCUGCUGCUGGGGCUGCUCGCGCUGGCCGUCGUGGUGGCGUUGCAGGCGGUCGGGAUCGUGCUGGUCGUCGCCGUCCUGAUCAUCCCGGCGCGACCGCGUACCUGCUGACCGACCGGAUGGAGCCGAUGCUCGCCGUCGCCGUCGCGGUGGCCCUACGUCAGCUACUACGCGAACGUCUCCACCGGCGGGUCGGUCGUGCUCAGCCUCGCCGUCGCGUUCGUGCUGGCCUACCUGUUCGGGCCCGGCACGGCGUGAUCGCCCGUACCGGACGGCGCGCAGGCCGGUCGCCGCGGACGCCUGAGCGCCCUCAGCCGUCCUCCAGCACGGUCAGCGCGCCACUGCCGGCCAGCGCCCGGUGCACCGCCCGGGUGCGUCCGCGCGGCGGAACCGGAACCGGCCCCGCCGCGACGGACCGCGACCAGUGCCUCGAUCCCCGCCGUGCCGAGAUGGUCGACCCCGGACAGGUCGAGCACGACGCUCCUCGCGGGCCACACAGCUCCUGCAGGAACACGCCGAGCGCGGCGGCCGACGUGCUGUCGACCGCGCCCAGGCAGCACACGACGAGCCGGCCGCCGGGCCGGUGGAACGCCGUCGCGCACAGCGCGUUCGUCGCCAGCCGGAAGGUGGGGACCGUGCUGGUCCCGGAGGUCUCGGGCAGGGGCAUCGUCGUCACCGUCACCGGGGUCGAAGCGGGCGGGGCGGCGGCGGGACCACAUGGCGGUGCGAUCCCGCCGCCACACCGUGCGACACCAACCACGUUGACUUGUCACGCCGACGAGAUGUCACCCACAUCGAGGCAACCGGAACGCGGGACGGGCCCCGGGCGUGUUCGCCCCGGGGCCCGUCUCGUGUCCGCUGAUGCGGAUCUCGCUCAGCUGUCAGCCGAUGCUGUCGCCGGCCCCGGAGGACUGCGCGCAGGCGUCGGACUGGUCGGUGACCGAGUCGCCGCUCUUGGCCGAGGCGCUGCCCAGGAUGCCGAGGGCACCGGUCAGGCCGUUGGCCGCCGCCGCGUCCUCGAUCGGGACCUGCACGCCCAGCACGUUGACCGGGAUGUUGUUGUUGCAGACCUGGACCGGCACGUUGACGUUGUUGCCGUUCAGGCCGGCGAUGAGGCCCUUGGCGUCCUUGUCGAUCUCGCUGCCGCCGUCCGAGGCGAACGCCAUCGGGCUCAUGGCGAGCAGGGCGCCGCCGAACCCGCAACGACGAUUCCAGCCUUCUUCAGCACAGUUUGCUCCUGA
Messenger RNA from Ilex paraguariensis (yerba mate), 1499 nucleotides. The record is from the annotation of a GenBank genome assembly. NCBI's taxonomy places the organism in Eukaryota, Viridiplantae, Streptophyta, Magnoliopsida, Aquifoliales, Aquifoliaceae.